Messenger RNA from Drosophila ficusphila, 2515 nucleotides. It is a transcript of the gene wda, whose product is annotated as TAF5-like RNA polymerase II p300/CBP-associated factor-associated factor 65 kDa subunit 5L. The transcript has 5 exons. Gene Ontology annotation, molecular function: RNA polymerase II general transcription initiation factor activity; protein binding. NCBI's taxonomy places the organism in Eukaryota, Metazoa, Arthropoda, Insecta, Diptera, Drosophilidae. The record is from RefSeq and is a predicted model, not a curated record. The coding region runs from base 155 to 2401 and encodes 748 amino acids.
UUUUAAUUGUCAACAAACACAGCUGAUUGGUAGUAGGACCGUGGCAAAUGCAUUUUGGCUAAACACCCAAUAAUUUGGUCACACUAGAGAAAUCGGACGCACUGCAGGACGGGAUCAGGAUACGGAGACGAUUUGGCGAGGACAACACGCAACCAUGAGCUUGCCCAGCGCCAGUAGCAGCAGCCACGCUCACGUCCAUGCAGCGUCGCCUGUCUACAGCAACAGCACCAAUAACAACAAGUCGAGUGCGGGCAACAAAAAGACCUCCUCGAAAAACGAUUUGUUACGCUGCGCCGUCGGUCUUUUGCUGAAACAAAAAAACUACGUGAGCAACGAAAGAUUUCGCCGCUCAGAUUUCUUGCUGCUGCAAAAUAAACAGCAGUUCGCGGUAAACAAAAUGCUAGACACGGAUUUACAUGGCGGGAACAGCUUUACCUACUCGAAUGUCCAGGUGAUUACUAACAAUCAGCACACUGUGGACCAGCAGUUCGGACGCUUUUCACAAUUCGUGGAGAGCCAGGCGGAACCGCUCCGUCUAGAGAUGAAGCGCUUCUAUGGACCCAUGUUGUGCCACUUUUAUCUGGAUCUGCUCAAGGCUCGCGAGCCGAGGGGCGCUGUGGAACUGCUUCGUAAAUAUGCCCACUUGAUUGCCCCAGUGGAUCUAUACGAUGCACCACCGCCCACCAAGAUCAAUGGCUGCUCCACCUCAGCCACCGACAACACCUUUCACAUACGCUUUGCCAGGGAAGCCCAGGAUACUGGCGACACGGAGCUGGACUACUUUAUGCGGCUGGUGCAGAUUCUAAGUGGAUUCACGCGAUUGGAGGCAGCCGAGUCGGACGACACAGUAGCUCAUUUCCGAUCGUCAAAGUACGAACUGCACACCACGGCCCAAGUUGUGGAGAGGAUAUGCUCCUAUCUCCAGCGGCGGGGUCAUGUUUUGAUCAUGAACCUGCUCUACACAUGGCUGCAUGUUCACAUCGUGGAGAAUGAGCAGCGCGCCUUCAGUGAGGAUCACCUGCUUGGCCUGUCGGAUGACCUCGAAGGCGAGGAACCAGAAGAGGAGGUCCCUAAACCAACAGUAUCCCGCGGAGACAUCAAGCCAGGCAAGUCUUUAACCGAUAAAUCAAAUAGAAAAAGACCCGCGGAGGAACCAAACAUCAAGAUGGAAGUAGAUGUAAAGCAAGAGAUUGAUGCGGAGCAAACUGCGGCGCCGAGCAAAUCCCAGCUAAAUAUAGACGGCUGCUUGGACACACUCAAGUCAGCCACCGAACAGAUACUCAAGGCCCAAGUUGAGCUACCGCGAUUUCUCAGAAUCAGCGAGCGCUCUCGUGGGCUCAACUCCGCCCACCUAGAUCCCAGUGAGUGCCACCUGCUAGCGGGAUUCGACAACUCUGCCGUGCAGCUGUGGCAGCUCAACCAAAACAGCUGCCGGGGUAAGAGCUUCUACAGACGCUAUCCGCAAUCGCGGUGCCCUUGGGAGCUGAACAAUUGCGUGGAUCAGGAGGAGGAAUCAGAGCACGAUGAGGAGGACAGCAGCGAGGAGGAUGUCAAAUGCUCCGAGGAGGAGCGCAGGGAACGCAGCAGAGCGCGGCAUUGCAAAUAUGCCGAAAACUCAUACAACGAAUUUGGUGGCCUGCAGCUGCGAGGUCACACGAGAGGUGUCACCGAUGUGCGCUUCUCCGCCCACUACCCGCUCAUGUACAGUGUGUCCAAGGACGCCACCAUGCGGUGUUGGCGGGCACACAACCUGCAUUGCGCCGCCAUAUACAGAAGCCACAACUACCCAAUCUGGUGCCUCGACGAGAGCCCAGUUGGCCAGUAUGUGGUUACGGGCUCCAAGGAUCUGAGUGCACGUCUUUGGUCUCUGGAGAAGGAACAUGCGCUUAUCAUUUAUGCUGGACAUACACAGGACGUUGAGUGCGUUUCCUUCCAUCCGAAUGGCAACUACAUAGCCACCGGCUCGGCGGAUCACUCUGUGCGCCUGUGGUGUGCGACAAGUGGAAAACUGAUGCGCGUCUUCGCGGACUGCCGACAGGCAGUGACCCAGCUGGCCUUCAGUCCGGACGGAAAAAUGCUGGCCGCCGCCGGAGAGGAAACCAAGGUACGCAUCUUCGACUUGGCUGCCGGAGCGCAGCUGGCUGAGCUCAAGGAUCACUCAGCGAGUAUUAGUUCUCUCUCCUGGAGUACGCACAAUCAGCAUUUGGCCACAGCCUGCACUGACGGCACGUUGCGAUUGUGGGACAUCAAGAAACUAUCGCCCAUGGGCGACAAUAGUAGUGCAGGAGGAAGCUCCUCGUCAACUACAACGAAUCGUGUGCUAACUCUCAAUAGUUCCUGCCAGCGUUUGGUCGAUGUUUUUUACGGGAGCAGCAAGACGCUUUACUGCAUUGGCACCUGAAUUAAACGGACAAAAUUGACGACCAAAUUAAUUUACUCUCUGAUGGUUUAUGUUUGAAAAUAAUUUAUUUGUAAUAAGUCUGUAUAAUAUUACUGUUACUAUCGUGUGAAACAA